This is a messenger RNA of Rattus norvegicus (Norway rat), 1454 nucleotides long. The record is from RefSeq and is a predicted model, not a curated record. NCBI's taxonomy places the organism in Eukaryota, Metazoa, Chordata, Mammalia, Rodentia, Muridae.
GGGAUCCCUGUGUAAGAGAAAAGACCCAAAUAUUUAAUUCUUAACCAUCCACUCCUUAUAUGUACGUGCCCACAGGAUAACCAUGCCAGGCUAAAAAACAGCUGCAACCAAUGGAAAGAUGUCCCCCAUCCCUGUUUCUAUGACCCUUGAAUCGGUUUAGGUCCUGGUUGUGCUGUUCUUGCCUUGGUUCAAUCCUAAUUUCAGGAUGAAGUAACAAAGUCGAAAUCCACCAAGAUAAGCAUGAGCAUCCAACAAUAUGAAACCCUUGUCGUAGCUCAGAGUCUUUCACCUGUGACUCUUCAGUCAUAUCGUCUCCUUUCCCCAACAUCCUCCCUUAAAGAUAAAUCUACUAUUAUAGGUCAAAAUUAUAUAUCUAUGAUUUUACCGUACUGUAAAUCGAGGGCAGCCGGUACCCAAACCACAGCUUGCAACAGGGCUCUGUGACAGCUACACAUAAAUGCAUACACAACCUGCCAAUCUUUGUUUCAUGAUGACACCUUGGAGAGGCAAGUGGACUAUUUUCUGUCCCAUAUCCUUCCCCUACCCAGGAUGACUGGGGCUCCCCUCCCAAAUUAGUCAUGCGAUCUCUGCUCACCCUGAUCAUGGUGAUCUGCCGGCCCUGCUCCCAGAACAGGCACAUGUGAAUAUAAAUACGGAUUGUGCGACAGGGGCUAGUUCCCUCAGCUGCACAAAGGCAGCGUCUACAGAAGUGGUGAUACCGCAUGGGGCAACAUCUCAGCGAGUGAUUCGGGUAGCCCACACGCCUCAUCUGAAAGAUUGUGCAGAAAAUGGGUCAAUGUGAUGGCCAGACUUCCCUUCCCUCCCUGAUCUGAAUGGACCAGUCUCCUCCUGUUGGCCGAGUGGAGGAGACUGUAUUACUACACUUCUCAUUCUGCAUGAACAGGUGCCAGAGCCGAGCGCCUGUCGCUAUGUCUCAGAAAACUGAGGAAAUCAAGGACUUUCUACUCACAGCCCUGCAAAAGGAUGCCAGAUCUGUCAAGAUCAAGAAGAACAAGGAUAAUGUAAAGUUUAAAGUUUGCUGUAGCAGGUACCUUUGCACCCUAGUUAUCACAGGCGAGCAGAUGGAAAAGCUGAAGCAGUCCCUACCACCAGGUUUUACAGUUGAAGGAUAUCAUAUGAACCAGACCUUGGCAUUUGACUUUUAAAAAUCAUGAAAAGUAUAAAACAAAACAAAACAAACAAAGAAAAACACCACCAACUAUGACAAACCUAUAAACAAAAACAAGAAAAUAGCAACAAAACAAAACAUAAGGUGGAGAAGCAAUUGAAGAACACAUUCCAACCUGGACCUUCAAUCUCCACUGUUACUGUUGUCAAUGAAGAGCCCCCCAGACACACAAAUUUCAUGUAAUUGUUGAAAUAUUUGAAUUUAUAACUGAGUAAUAAACACUAACUAUUCAUUUUGCUCAUAAUCUUCACUCCUUAAAUAAUUU